AUGACGGUGGCGCGACGCCGCAAGACGCGCGGUGUGGCAGUGGCAGCGCCAGGGCGGCGCAGGUGCAGCCGCGUGGCGGUGGCAGCGGUGGCAGUGGCCGUUGCGGUCGGGCUGGGCAUGGUGUGGGUGUGCUGCACGAGCGAGCAGUUGAAGCUGAAGGUGGCGGAGGACGUGGGCCUGCUGCUGCACCCGUUCACGUGCAGGGAGGUGCGGGCAGGCAGCUUCCCAACCGACGUGGAAGGCGUGAACACGGCAAACGUGCCUGUGCCAACGCUAAGCAUCAGGGACGGCGGCGGGCACGGAUGGCCACAGCAGCCACAGCAGCAGCCAAGGCGGAAAGACGGCGACACGAGCGGUUCCCGGUCCUCACCACCAUCACCCUUGCCAAUACCGCCGGAGCUGGCGCGCAUCGGAUAUCGACCGCCACGCAUCUACAUCGCGGAGAAGGAGGCGUGGGCGGUGUUCAACCAGCGGGAGGAGGCGUGUGCACCAGGGACCGCCGACCUCCCUGAGCGCGUCAUGCACUUGCUGCUCAGGAGCAACGUCACUGGCAGCAUUGUCAUGGACCCUUCGCAGGCGGAGUGGAUCUACAUCCCCUUCCUCACCGUGCACACGUGCGGCGUGGACGUGGCUGACCAGCAUGUUAGCUUCGACCAGGUGUUCCGGGCCGUGCAGCCGCUGGGCCGUCGGUUCAUCCUGUUUACGGCGAGGCCCUGGAACGCGCUCACGCUGCUGCGCAUGAACACGCAGACGCUGCUGGACCGCUACCCCGACAUGGUGGUGUGGUCGCCCGAGGUGCGGACGCUGCAGGUGCAGGACCUCCGCCACCCGAAUCGCCGGCAGAGCCGCAGCCUGCGCAGACACGUGGCCGUGCAGCAGCCGCCGCUGCUCAUGAACAUCCCGGAGCACGUGUUUGCGCCGGAGUGGGCGCGCCACUACGAGUUUUGCUUCCAGGGCACGCUUCUCAACCAGCAGCGCACGAGUAUCGCAGAGGUGCUGCGUGCGCGCAACGACAGCUUUGUGUUUGGCAGCUGCCGCUCCACCCGCACGCAGCUCAUGUUCACCAAGCUGUCACCGGACGAGUCUCGCAGGCUGUACUCGCGCUGCCACUACUGCAUCAUGCCCAUGGGCGACUCGCUCACGGACCAGCGCUUCUUCGACGCCAUGAUGGUUGGCUGCAUCCCCGUCAUCUUUGAGCCACUCAAGCCGCUCCCCUUUGCCCAGUUCCUCGACUACGCGUCAUUCACGCGCCACGUGCGCAACGCGCGCAGCCGAGGCGCGCUGUGGCGGGAACUCGAGGCCAUACACGCAACACCGCGCGAGCAGCGGGUCACCAUGCGGCGUGCGCUUCUCCACGCCGUCAAGAGCAUAAGUUUCGCUCGGGAGCACGCGCAUGCGGGCCUGCACUUUGCACUGGCGCUGACAGUCAUGUCCGAUGUCGAUGAUCGUGAUCUACAGCUGCAGCACGCCGAGCACGAGAUCAAUCGCUUGGCAGAUCUGGAGGGCUGGUGGGGGCUGCGCCACAACAGAUGA
Salpingoeca rosetta is the source of this 1533-nucleotide messenger RNA. RefSeq lists its product as uncharacterized. Gene Ontology annotation, molecular function: glycosyltransferase activity. The record is from RefSeq and is a predicted model, not a curated record. The transcript has a single exon. NCBI's taxonomy places the organism in Eukaryota, Choanoflagellata, Craspedida, Salpingoecidae. The coding region runs from base 1 to 1533 and encodes 510 amino acids.